Messenger RNA from Sphenostylis stenocarpa, 891 nucleotides. The record is from the annotation of a GenBank genome assembly. NCBI's taxonomy places the organism in Eukaryota, Viridiplantae, Streptophyta, Magnoliopsida, Fabales, Fabaceae.
AUGGCCGAGUUUUCCAGCAAUAACAAUUCCCAUUUCAGCCCCCAUCCUGAUUAUGCGGAAAUUGUUGUGGUGCGUCACGGGGAAACAGCUUGGAAUGCUACUGCCAAAAUCCAGGGACACCUGGAUGUUGAGUUAAAUGAAACUGGAAGAGAGCAAGCAGCUGUAGUGGGUGAUAGACUAUCCAGGGAAUCUAAGGUCUCUGUUAUAUAUUCCUCUGACUUGCAACGAGCUUUUGAAACAGCAGAGAUAAUUGCAUCCAAGUGUGGAGGGCUAGAGGUUGUCAAGGAUUCUGAGCUACGGGAAAGACACCUAGGGGAUCUUCAAGGCCAUGUCUAUCAUGAAAUAGCAAAAACUAAUCCCUUAGCUUACAAGGCUUUUGUGUCUAAGAAUGAAGAUGAAGAAAUACCAGGUGGUGGAGAAAGUCUUGUUCAACUUUUUGAUCGCAGCACAUCUGCAUUGCUUAGAAUUGGCUUAAAGCAUAAAGGGGAGCGGAUAAUCGUUGUCACUCAUGGAGGAUUCAUCAGAGCCCUUUACAAGUGGGCAUGUCCAAACGGAAGGCCUGGGAAGGUACUCAAUACAUGUGUUAGUGUUUUCCACCUGUACGGUGAGGAGAAAUGUACCUUGAAAGUGUGGGGUGAUGUCAGUCAUCUGAGCAAAACUGGAUUUCUAGAGUCUGGUUUUGGGGGUGAUAGAAAUUCUGAGACAGAACAAGAAGACAAAAAUGAAAUUGCAGAGACACGUUUACGUGGGGAGCUGAAUUAUGGUAAUGGCAUGUGGCUUCACUCAAUCCUUUCCACAUGGAUGUUACACGAUGGACCAUUCAAUGUCCCCACAUGUUCUCUUUCUUACAACUUCAACACCACCACAUCAUUAAUCUCAACCCUUCCUUAA